This is a messenger RNA of Raphanus sativus (radish), 777 nucleotides long. RefSeq lists its product as uncharacterized. The transcript has 4 exons. The record is from RefSeq and is a predicted model, not a curated record. The coding region runs from base 140 to 682 and encodes 180 amino acids. Lineage: Eukaryota; Viridiplantae; Streptophyta; Magnoliopsida; Brassicales; Brassicaceae.
AUCCAGUCUGGUUCGUUUUCAAAUAGAGAGACCAGUUUACCUUUGUGCAGAUUAUACAUAUUCCUCCAACGCUGAAAACUGUCCCUCUGAGCAAAAACCCUAGAAAAUCCUAAUCUCCGUCGAUCAGAGCAAGAAGAAGAUGACUGGUCCCAACACUGUUUCUGGGGAUGACAUCGAUGAGAGCAAAGUCAAAGCACCAAACAUGUUCGUACGAGCCAAAGAGGAGAUCGAUGCUGUUAUUGGUGCUAUUCAUCAACGCAAGAGUUCCAGGGACGAAUCUGACAAGAUUGAAUUCAAAUCCGAGAAACAAGAAGACGAAAAGAAGAAACCGAAUGUGAUGAGAAAGGCUAAGGAAGAAAUCAAAUCUUUGUUCCAUUCCAAGGAGAAACCUCAUCGCCAUCAUCAUCACCACAAAGAAACUCAUGGAAGGAGUGAUGAUAUCGACGAGAACACACCGGUGAAUGAAGUGAAGGCUCCCAAUGUUUUCGAGAGAGCACAGGAAGAGAUCGAGGCCGUCAUUGAAACCAUUCAUCCCAAGAAGAAUGAGGCUGACGGUUCUGAUUCUCCGAAGCGUUCUUCUCGCCCUGUUUCACCGGAGAAGGAAAGAGCUGGACUCGGAUGCUCUCUUGGAAAGGGUUUGGAAAAGAUUUGUUCUCCUUGGGGUAGUAAUAAAAAAGACUGAAGUACUUUGUAUGAUUGAUGAUCAUGAACUUGUUUGCUAGAGUUGUUGUGAUAAUAUUUGGUUUGAGUUUCAUCGAGUUUGUUGAUUUGUAGGUA